AAACAAGUUUCUAGGAGAUUAUGGAUUAUCAGUAUAUUCUUGGAGGAAUUCUUCUCGCUUCUAGUUUAGCAUUUGUGUUUGUUUUGUAUAGCUUUGGAGUAAAGAAGAAGGUAACAGAAAGUGGUUCAAGUUCUAUAGAUGAUGCAAAGAUAUCAUCAGAAAAUGGAAUAUGUUUACAAGAAGUUGAAGGAGAAACAGAUAUUAUUAUUGUAGGUGCUGGUGUUGCGGGUGCUGCUCUUGCUUAUACACUUGGAAAUGAUGGACGACGAGUACAUGUGAUUGAAAGAGACUUAAGUGAACCUGAUAGGAUUGUGGGUGAAUUGCUACAACCUGGUGGCUAUCUAAAAUUACUUGAGUUGGGUCUUGAGGAUUGUGUGGAUGAAAUUGAUGCUCAAAGGGUAUUUGGUUAUGCACUUUACAAGGAUGGUAAAAAUACCAAGCUAUCUUAUCCCUUGGAAAAUUUUAACUCUGAUGUAUCGGGAAGAAGCUUUCACAACGGUCGUUUCAUACAAAGAAUGCGAGAAAAGGCCUCAUCUCUUCCAAAUGUAAAAUUAGAGCAAGGGACAGUUACAUCUUUACUCGAAGAAAAUGGAACCAUCAAAGGAGUGAACUACAAAACUAAAAGUGGAGAAGUGUUCACGGCAAAGGCUCCUCUCACCAUAGUAUGUGAUGGUUGUUUUUCCAACUUGCGACGUUCUCUUUGUGAUCCUAAGGUCGAAGUUCCCUCUCAUUUUGUUGGAUUGGUGUUGGAGAAUUGUAAUCUUCCAUAUGCAAACCAUGGACAUGUUAUCUUGGGAGAUCCUUCACCAAUUUUGUUUUACCCUAUAAGUAGUACCGAGAUUCGAUGUUUGGUUGAUGUGCCCGGCCAAAAACUACCUUCCCUUGGUAAUGGUGACAUGGCACAUUAUUUGAAAACAGUGGUAGCUCCUCAGGUUCCUCCAGAGUUGUAUGCUUCUUUUAUAGCAACAAUUGAUAAAGGAAACAUAAGAAGCAUGCCAAAUAAAAGCAUGCCUGCCUCACCUUAUCCCACACCCGGAGCGCUAUUGAUGGGAGACGCCUUCAAUAUGCGUCACCCUUUAACUGGAGGAGGAAUGACCGUGGCUUUGUCUGACAUUGUUGUGCUCAGGAAUCUACUUAAGCCUCUACAUAAUCUGCAUGAUGCUUCUGCUCUUUGCAAUUACCUCGAGUCAUUCUACACUCUAAGAAAGCCGGUGGCAUCUACAAUAAACACGUUAGCAGGUGCAUUAUACAAAGUGUUUUGUGCAUCUCCUGAUCCAGCUAGCAUUGAAAUGCGCCAAGCAUGUUUUGAUUAUUUGAGCCUUGGAGGCGUUUUCUCAAAUGGACCAAUAGCUCUACUCUCCGGUCUAAAUCCUCGUCCACUGAGCUUGGUUCUCCAUUUCUUCGCAGUGGCAAUAUACGGUGUUGGCCGCCUGUUGAUACCAUUUCCUUCUCCUAAAAGAAUGUGGAUCGGAGCUAGAUUGAUUUCCGGUGCAUCAGGUAUAAUUUUUCCUAUUAUCAAAGCUGAAGGAGUGAGACAAAUGUUUUUUCCAGCAAGUGUGCCAGCAUAUUACAGAAUGCCUCCUGUCCAUUAACAUAUUGUAUGGAGCAUAUCUACAUGUGUCCCACUUAUUGCCAAAACGGUUGAGAGGAUGGAGUCUGUUCUAUAAUUAGGAAAAUGAUGUGCAACUGCAAUCUGUAUUAUUGUACUAUAUAAUUUUUGAAGGAUUGUUUUUGAAUAUUGGACAUAAGAAAUUACAAAACUAAAUUGAAAAAAUGUUAUGAUUUAUCUUCAUUGUAAGUUCAGGAUUUUCUUUUUCUGUGUUACUAGUAUAUAGCAAUGUAGUAAGCAUCUCAGUUAUAUGAGAUAACAAUGAAUUCUUGUCUCUUUCA
This is a messenger RNA of Trifolium pratense (red clover), 1890 nucleotides long. Its product is annotated as squalene monooxygenase SE1-like. Lineage: Eukaryota; Viridiplantae; Streptophyta; Magnoliopsida; Fabales; Fabaceae. Gene Ontology annotation, cellular component: membrane; endoplasmic reticulum. The record is from RefSeq and is a predicted model, not a curated record. The transcript has 8 exons. Bases 21 to 1592 code for a protein of 523 amino acids. Gene Ontology annotation, biological process: sterol biosynthetic process. Gene Ontology annotation, molecular function: squalene monooxygenase activity; flavin adenine dinucleotide binding.